UACGGUCCGGUUCUGUUAUUGGCCACAGUUUCUUCCGUUCCCCACAUCUUCCAUUUCUCAAACCAAAAACCAGAACGGAACCACCAAAACCCUCAAAUCUCCGCCGUUGAUUCCUGUCACAUUCACCGGAAUCUCUCACCUGAGCUAUGGUACCUUCCUUCAUCCUUUUCUUCACUCACUUCUCUUCUGAAUCCCUUCUUGGAUGAUGGAACUCGCCGAUUCCAGCGACGAACACCACCUCAAGGACCAUCCCAACCCCAUUGACUCCACCACCGGCCGCUCCGGUAUCGGCAUCGAUCUCAACGAGAUCCCUUCCCCUUCUUCUUUCUCUGAAAACCUAUCGAAUACUUUCGACGUCGUCCGUUCCUUCCAUGACAACCCUCCGCCGCCUGAUGGCGGCCCGGCUGAUGUCCCUCGCGGGCUUCGUGGCUCCGUCUGUGGCUUGUGCGGUCAGCCGGAGGUGCACGGUCAUGUGGUAGUGUGCGACGGAUGCGAGCGGGGGUUUCAUUUGGCUUGCGCCCGAAUGCGGGGGGUUCAGGCGUUGAAUUUCGAGGAUUGGGUAUGUGAGGACUGUUUUGGCAGCGGGGUGAAGAGUAAGCGGUGGCCGCUUGGGGUUAAGUCAAAGCAGCUGUUGGAUAUUAACGCUUCUCCGCCGAGUGAUGGUGAUGCUUGUGGCGAGGAUGGUGAGGAAUUGCCGGGUUUCAGAAAGCAUGCUGCAGACGAUAAUUCUUUUCGUGGUACUUCCUUUUGCCCAUCUGCGAAACAUAGAAACCUGUUACAUUUAGAGAAUGGAUAUGGUCUUCAAAGAACUUCAGAUAUUGUGAAAAACAAAGUUAAAAUGGGUUUAGAAGAUAUAUUGCAGCAGACACAGGUCAUGGGAAGAAGCUUAGAUGUGGAUUUGGGCUCUCCUUUAGGAAGUUGUAGGAGUGGUAGGGGCACAUCAGUUAAAUUGUCAUCGCAAAAUACUAGUGAAGUCUUCUUGCAGGCGCUUAGAGAGUUUGUUUCUGAGAGACAUGGUGUGUUGGAGGAAGGAUGGUGUGUAGAGAUUAAACAGUCAGUCGACAGCUGUGAACUUUAUGCUAUUUACCAAGCACCUGAUGGGAAGACUUUUAGUUCAGUCUAUGAAGUUGCUUGUCAUCUUGGGUUGUUGUCUUCUAUGCAACCCAAAGCAAGAAGACAAGGUUCAUUACCUUUUUCUGGAAAGUCUUAUAUACCAAAAAGAAGAAAGCCUACCAAGUCCUCGGUUGCCAAUGGGUCUGUUGAUAACAACGGAAGUUUGAUUAAUGAUCGAUGUAAGGGGUUCUUGUGUGACCGUCAAAGCCCGUCUGUUGUUGUGGAAGAGAAUGGAGGUUCCAUUUCAUCACACUGUUACAAAGGGUUUCCUCUUCAGUUUGAAGACUUCUUUGUUCUUUCUGUGGGAGAAAUUGAUGUACGACAGUCAUAUCAUGAUGUUACCCGGGUUUAUCCAAUAGGUUUUCGAUCUUGUUGGCAUGACAAAGUUACUGGUUCUCUUUUUAUUAAUGAAGUGCUAGAUGGCGGUGAUUCUGGACCCCUUUUUAAGGUUAGGAGGUGUGCGUGCUCUGCGUUUCCAAUUCCAGUGGGAUCAACUGUUCUCUCCAGGGGAAAAAGUGAGUAUUUUUCUGUUGAGCAAAAUGAAGAAGAUGGGUUGACUAAUAAUGGAAGCGAUGAGAACUUACCGAUGAUUCUCUCAGACCUUUAUCCACCGAAUGAAGAUGAUAUUUUGUCUUGUCUUGGUAUUUGUUCUGAUGGAGCUUUUAAUGUUCAGAUGCAAAAUGGACAGCAUAAUGAAGCAAGUUCCAUUGGAAAGUCUGGAAACCUCUCAAAUUAUAUGUAUUUGAGAGAUGAAAUUGGUGAGAUUUCAGUUGAAGAUACUUCAUCAUCGGCAGCAUGGAAACGGAUGUCACAUGAUUUGAUUAAAGCAUGCUCUGAGUUAUGCAACCAGAAAAGUACUAUCAAAUUCUGCUGUGAUCACGUGGGCGAUGAACAGAGUUUUCUUGGCCAUUGUAGAAUUAGUGUCAAUAGUGAUCUGAACUCUAGAUUAGCAAAAUUUUGUGGUUUUCCAAGUUUUACCCUCAUCCGAUCUGUGGUUGAUGUUGAGAACGAGCUCUGUAGUUUGCCUGAUGAACUUGAAAAGUGGCUGGACCAGGAUAGAUUUGGGUUAGACAUGGAAUUUGUGCAAGAAAUACUUGAAAACAUUCCACAAAUUCAAUCCUGUUCAAGAUAUCAGUUUGUAAAUAAGAGAAUAGAUGGUAUGACUUUGCCAACAGUUGAAAAUGGUGUCUUAGAGGUUCAGAAAUUUGAUGGAGAAGAAUGUAAAGAAGAUGAGCCACUGAGUUUUCUGUUUAGAAGAUGGAAAAAAGGCAAGUUAGUUAGUGAUGGCAACGCCAAUGACAAGAAUCCUCCUCCUGGGAAGCUUUUGUGCAUGCAUAUUCCUCCUGAACUUACUGGCGAUGUUUACCAGGUUUGGGAUUUCUUUUCUCGUUUUCAUGAGAACUUGGGUCUUGAAGAGGCCUUGUCUCUUGAGGAACUCGAGGAAGAUCUUUUCAAUCUGCGGGGUGGUGGGGAUAAUAUUCUCCAAAAUGCUGAGAGUGAAUUUGAGAAAGACCAGUUGAUAAACUCUCGUACCACCGAGUGCUCAAAUGGCCGAGUACCCUCAAAAUUGAAUGCUAAUGGAGAUCUACAUGCAUUUAUACAAAUGGAAACAAGGGUGAUGAAUGAGGUAUCUGAAGGUAAACUAGCUACCUCAGCAGACAGCAGGUGCAUGGGUGCAGCUUUAACAAAAGCUCACACUUCUCUGUUAAGAGUGCUAAUUACGGAGCUUCAAUCCAAGGUAGCUGCUCUUGUGGAUCCAAAUUUUGAUUCUGGAGAGUCAAAACCAAAACGAGGAAGGAAAAAGGAUGUGGAUAGUGCAACUUCUAUUAGGAAAACGAAACUGAAUUUGCUCCCUCUCAAUGAACUAACAUGGCCAGAAUUAGCCCGCCGAUACAUCUUGGCUGUCUUAUCCAUGGAUGGUAAUCUUGAGUCAGCUGAAGUAACUGCUCGUGAAAGUGGAAGAGUAUUUCGAUGUCUACAAGGUGACGGUGGUGUGCUUUGUGGCUCUCUCACGGGAGUGGCUGGGAUGGAGGCAGAUGCAUUUCUUCUGGCUGAGGCUACAAACCAAAUAUAUGGAUCGUUAAAUAGAGAAAAGCAUGUUAUUACAUUAGAAGAGGAAGACUCUGAUGCCACCGGUGGUUGUGAGAAGGUGCUGGCGACUGAUGGUAAGAUGCCAGAGUGGGCACAAGUGCUAGAACCUGUUAGAAAGUUACCUACAAAUGUGGGGACUAGAAUUAGGAAGUGUGUUUAUGAUGCUUUGGAGAGGGAUCCACCAGAAUGGGCAAAAAAGAUAUUGCAACAUUCAAUUAGUAAGGAAGUUUACAAGGGCAAUGCAUCAGGACCUACAAAGAAAGCUGUUCUUUCAUUACUAUCAGAUAUAUGUGGUGAUGGCUUGCCUCAAAAUGUUGAAAAACGAAGCAAGAGGAGAACUACUAUUUCGUUAUCAGAUAUUGUGAUGAAGCAAUGUCGAAUUGUAUUACGCCGUGCUGCUGCUGCAGAUGAUGAAAAAGUCUUCUGCAACUUGCUUGGCAGGAAAUUGAUGGCUUUAAGUGAUAAUGAUGAUGAAGGGCUUCUUGGGCCACCAGCCAUGGUUUCUAGGCCGUUGGACUUCCGGACUAUUGAUUUGAGAUUGGCUUCUGGGUCUUAUGGUGGAUCACAUGAAGCGUUUCUUGAGGAUGUUCAGGAGCUCUGGAACAACCUGCGCUAUGCUUAUGGUGAUCAGCCUGAUUUGGUUGAGUUAGUUGAGACAUUAUCCGGGAAUUUUGAGACUCUGUAUGAAAAUGAGGUUGUACCUCUUAUUGAAAAACUUCAGGAGUUCUCCAAGCUCGAAUCUCUGAGUGCAGAAAUGAAAGCGGAAGUAGAUAGCUUUCUUGUGUCCUUGAAGGAGAUUCCAAAAGCCCCUUGGGAUGAGGGAGUCUGUAAAGUGUGUGGCAUUGAUAAAGAUGAUGACAGUGUCCUUCUAUGUGAUACAUGUGAUGCUGAGUAUCAUACAUAUUGUUUGAAUCCUCCUCUUGCCAGGAUUCCUGAAGGGAACUGGUACUGUCCCUCUUGUGUAAUGGGAACACGUAUGAUUGACGAUCCAUCUGAGCAUACCAAGAACUACAUUUUUAACCUGCACAAAGGCAAAAAAUUCAGAGGAGAAGUUACUCGUGAUUUUCUGGAUAAACUUGCCAAUCUAGCAGCUGCACUGGAAGAGAAGGAGUAUUGGGAAUUCAGUGUGGACGAGAGAUUAUUCUUGCUCAAAUAUCUAUGUGAUGAGUUGGUUAGCUCUUCCUUAAUUCGACAACAUCUUGAGCAGUGUGUAGAGGCAUCAGCAGAGUUGCAGCAAAAAUUACGUUCGUGUUUUGCAGAGUGGAAAAAUCUCAAGUCAAGGGAAGAAGUUGUGGCAGCGAAAGCUGCAAAGCUUGAUACAACUAUGCAUAGUGCAGUUCGAGAAGGACAGGGUAGUUGUGAUGGAGCUAGGCUUGGUGUUCCUGAUCAAUGUUCAUCUCUAACAAGCUUAGAGAAUAAGUGUCUCAACCAUGCAGGUUUUCAAGAGCAAACGAACAGUGGCCAUGAUGUUAUUGAUAACAAUGAUGUAGGUGGCAACAUUCUAUCCAAUUCAUGUUCUCGGAACAGUGGCAAACCCAUAAAACCCUAUGAGCCACCAUUGUCCAGUACUUUGCCACAAGAAGUUGAUGGUUCUGACCAAAGUAAUAUGGAGACCGAAAUUGCUAUUCUACCAUCCACAAAGCAACAUUGCACACCUUCUGAUGCUAAUGGAUUGCCGGUAGCUUCACAAGUUCCACCUUCGAAUGAAUCACAAGCCUAUCAUAAUGAGUUGGAUAGUAUUAAGGACAUAUCACAGCUACAGGAUUCUAUUGCAAGUAUAGAGUUGGAGCUUCUAAAGGUAUCGGUACGGAGGGAGUUCUUGGGAAGUGAUUCUGCUGGACGAUUGUAUUGGGCUUCGGUCAUGUCAAAUGGGCAGCCGCAAAUCAUUGCUAGUGGGAGUUUGGUACAGAUUGGAAGUGAAUCUAGAGACCAAGUUGGUAAGGGUGUCGUGUUUAAGAAUUUUACUUCAACAAGCAGUGGUCACUGUUCAAGUUUUGAUGGGUCGAACAUAUAUUCCUCAUUGCUUCAUCUGCGAAAGGAUUCUAUUGAAAAUUCCCCAUGGGUUUCUUAUCAAACAGAGGCGAGCAUACUAGAACUCAUUGAUUGGCUGAAUGAUAAUGAUCCUAAAGAAAGGGAGCUAAAGGAAUCUAUUUUACAAUGGCAUAAACCUAGACUUCAAAUGCCUUCACGAUCGAUUAAUCGAAGUCCUGAAGAACAGUUAAAAGAUUCAUCAUCAAGCUCGGAUGUUGAAAAACUUGAAUGUUCUAGUUUUCUUGUUACCAGGGCAUCUGCUGUAUUGGAAAGUAAGUAUGGUCCCUUCCUUGAGUUUGAAAAGCCUGACAACUUCAAUAGAUGGCCAGACGAGACCAGGCUAGCUGAAGAUGAGAAAAUGUUCAGGUGUGUAUGCUUGGAACCUGUCUGGUCAUCUAGGCACCAUUGUCUCUCUUGUCAUAAAAGCUUUCUAACUGAUGUUGAACUUAAGGAGCAUGACGAUGGAAAGUGUAGUUUACACACUGCCUCAUGUGAUAGUGUCAAGGAAGCUGGCAACUCUUUAACAAGUAAAGGCAAUAUGAAAUUUGAGAGCAAUCGGGAGGGGAGCUCAAGCAUGACCAUAUCAGAAACUUCUAAGAGAGGGUAUUUUAACCAUAGCACGGGGUUAAUUAAAUUUCAGGAUGAUGGUAUGAUGUGCCCAUAUGACUUUGAACUAAUCUGUUCUAAGUUUUCGACAAAGGAUUCAAACAAGGAUGCUGUUAAGGAGAUUGGACUUAUUAGUUCGAAUGGGGUUCCUUCAUUUGUAUCAUCUGUGUCACCAUAUAUUAUGGAAUCAACAUUAAGUGCAAUUGAUCUCAAGAAAGAUUCUGGUUCUCCUGAAGAUGGGACCUUGCAUUCUGAAAGGCUGGCUUCACUAGGAAAUGUUGGUCUGGAAAAUGGUUGCCUUCAAAAUUCUUCUCCUGAUAAUUCAAAUCAAAGGGCUGCUGGAAAUGAAAUCAGUGCAUUGAAAACGAAAAGACUAGCAUUAGGAUGCCCCGAACCAAAAAGUAAAAAAGUUUGCGUGGAUAACCGUUUUUCAGAGUUCGGUAUUGGUAGAUUCUAUAUUAUCCCACACUCAUCCCGUAGGCCAUUAGUUGGCAGAAUAUUGCAAGUUGUAAGAGGGCUGAAAAUGAAUUUGCUUGACAUGGAUGCUGCACUUCCUGAUGAAGCUCUAAGACCUUCAAAGUUACAUAUUGAAAGGAGAUGGGCCUGGCGUGCAUUUGUGAAAUCUGCAGGAACAAUUUUUGAGAUAGUACAAGCAACAAUUGCAUUAGAGGACAUGAUAAGAACAGAAUACUUGAAGAAUGAAUGGUGGUACUGGUCGUCUCUCUCUGCUGCUGCCAAAAUUUCCACCGUAACUUCUCUUGCACUCCGCAUAUUCUCUCUUGAUGCUGCUAUUAUAUACGAGAAGAUAUUGCCUAAUCAAGAACCAAAUGAAUAUUUGGACCCAAACAAUAUUCCAGAACAGAAGCUGGCUGGUGUGGAUUUAACAGAAAGGCCCAGGGCAAGCAGCCGGAGAUCUGGCAAGAAAAGAAAGGAACCAGAGGGACAAUAAUCUAGGACUCUCAUGAUUUAACUCCUGACAAACUCAAUCCACAGGUUUAUGCCAGUGGUUAUGGUGGUGGUAGAGGUCUUGUAUUUAGAAGACAACUACCUUCAAUUCGUUCUCUGUGGUUUAUAUCGUGCCAUUGCUCCUCGAUAAAUUUGGAGUUCUUUUUGAACUCGCUGCUGCAACCAUUGCGCCCCUGCUGCUGACAGCUCGAUUGUACAUAGACAUAACUCAUAGUUUAUGAUACACUGUUCAGAAUCCAUAAACUAUAAGUGCUUUGUUCAUAAAGACUUCUCGAGGCUCCAACUCUAAUCGAUAAUAUGGCCCCUUGGCGCAAUUUUGGACUGAAUUGCUGGAGUUCUUUUUAAUAAAUGAUGUCUAUUCUUGAAGAGAGGCCCAUUUAGAAGGAUGCCGUCCUUAAAGAGCAAGAUCCAUUCACUUUAUGUAUAAAUAGAAAAGGAGAAGGGAAUUCUAGAACAAGAUUUGAAGCUCAGUUGUAUAUCUAAUUCUUUACAUUUCUUUCCCAGCCCUCUGUUCAUUUUCAUCCCUACCAGGUACUUGUAGAUGUCUGACCAUCAUUCACCGAAUGGGAGGAAAACUCGUACUGUUUUAACCCGUCUGCAAA
This is a messenger RNA of Cucurbita pepo subsp. pepo (vegetable marrow), 7409 nucleotides long. Its product is annotated as methyl-CpG-binding domain-containing protein 9. The record is from RefSeq and is a predicted model, not a curated record. Lineage: Eukaryota; Viridiplantae; Streptophyta; Magnoliopsida; Cucurbitales; Cucurbitaceae. Gene Ontology annotation, molecular function: protein binding. Gene Ontology annotation, cellular component: nucleus.